This is a messenger RNA of Paramuricea clavata, 1946 nucleotides long. Lineage: Eukaryota; Metazoa; Cnidaria; Anthozoa; Malacalcyonacea; Plexauridae. The record is from the annotation of a GenBank genome assembly.
AAUAAAGCAGAGGCAGAGGGCAGUUGGACCAAAACGGUCGAUUCAGUCAGAGUGACAAGAAUCAACCUGAAAGAAGAAUACAUGAAAAUUCAGCGCAAGAGAGUGGAAGGAUCGCAACAAAGAAUUGAAGACGGCGUGGUUUACUUCACUGUCUUUUCUCUGAUGCAGAUUGUUAAUGUUCGAACGUUUGUUCAACGACUUGCUGACUGGGUCGACGACAUUGCCUGUAAUAGGCCUAAGGACGGUAAGUAUGCUCCACAACUAACUAUAGUCUACUGUUGGCUGGACAGCUCUAUCUGGUCUAAACUGGUUUCCUAGAGGUCCAGUAAGGAUUAUCUCUUAUUGAUCCAUGCAGUGUUACUACAGGAGGAAACCUAAACUGAAUUAACUUUAUUUAUACUGGAUAGCUCUAUCAUUUCUAAACUGUUCCCCCUAGAGGUCCAGUAAGGAUCAUCUCUUAUUGAUACAGUGUUACUACAGGAGGAAUCCUAAACUAAACUAACUUUAUUUAUACUGCAUAGCUCUAUCAACUCUGAACUGCCGGCUCUCCAAAGCCAGCCAGCCCUUAUUCGGUUCCAAUGUUACUACAGGACGAAAUCUAAACUAAACUAACUUUAUUUAUACUUGAUAGUUAUAUAGUUCUAAACUGUUAAAUACUACAUGGUCCAGUAAGGACUAUAUGUUCGAUUUAUCCAGUGUUACUCCAGUCAAACUGAAGACACCAAUCUCAUGCAGAUUGUUUUAUUUCAAGGUUGGUCUGAGCUGUACACAAAAAUGCAGACACAGAAAGGGGCAACAUACGACUACAUGGCUGACUUGGACAGUGUUUACAAAAACCAGGAAGGAAGCUAUGUUUAUGGUCUGGUCAAGAACAAGGGAAACAACAUCAAAAACGCUUACGUUUUCUUUGUGGUGGUCGAGCUUGUCGAUCAAACUGUGCAAAGCUUUUGUUGGCCGUUUCUUUUGAAAACUAAACCUGUUACAAUUAGGUCGAGAGCACCUGGGCUGUAGGUGGGUUAACUUAGCAUUAUUGUGCAUCAGAUGGCAGCCAACCUGCAGUAUGUUUUCUCGCUCUGAUAACAGCACUUCAGUUAUCAGGGCGAGAACACAUUGCAUCUGGCAUAAAGGUUCAUAAUUUAGUCUUAUAAACACUCUUGAUUAAUUUCCAUUAUUUUGUGGUUUUAGGAUUCAGCACUGACACCAGGACCACUAAGAGGUCUACAGAAUAAAGAAUCAGUAAUCAUCAGUGAUUAGCACACGGACUAACGCAUUAAUACAAUGAUAUAAUCGUUGUAGAAUCCAAUAGCUAACUGGAUAGCUAUAACUGCCUGUAGCUGGGGAGUUGGGGGGUUACUUGCUAUACAAAAACUUUGAAAAAGUCGUUUAACGGCACUUGGAAAAUAAUGUACGGGUGUAUGUACCUUUAUACUUAUAUGAUCUGGUGUGAUAUUAAUAUUAAUUAAAAAAACAAAUUUUGCUUCAUGUAGAACGCACUGCAAAUAAAAAUGAGUGUAUUUCCAUAGAUAUAUGGUGAUUGAAAAUAGCGAAACCUAUUUCUUUGGUUCCGUGAUGAUACUUCAAAAACAUGGAAUUGUGAAACAUGGUUGUAUGUCAGUAUGUUGAGGUCAGCAAGGUUGUGUAGUACAUGUAUGUACAAGCUUUGUACAAAUAGUACAAAGAAUACAGGCUUGUACAACCGAAACAACCAAUUAAAUCAAGCUGGAAAAUGUUAACAUAAUCAACGAAACUAUUUAACUGUCAAUUUCAAAUUAAACUGUGGUCAGCAAAUAUACAAUUCACCAAAUAUGCGCAGCUGGAAGCCCUGAUAUUCUACGCUCUUGUAAUUUGAAACUUUGCGUCCUUGUCUGCGCGCAAAAUGAAAAUGAUUACCAUUGGUCGAGUUCAAAUUUAAAUUAAACGUGUUUACAUUUCAAUGCGGUUUGGCA